Hemiscyllium ocellatum (epaulette shark) is the source of this 967-nucleotide messenger RNA. It is a transcript of the gene crybb1, whose product is annotated as crystallin, beta B1. The transcript has 6 exons. Gene Ontology annotation, molecular function: structural constituent of eye lens. NCBI's taxonomy places the organism in Eukaryota, Metazoa, Chordata, Chondrichthyes, Orectolobiformes, Hemiscylliidae. Gene Ontology annotation, biological process: lens development in camera-type eye; visual perception. The coding region runs from base 151 to 837 and encodes 228 amino acids. The record is from RefSeq and is a predicted model, not a curated record.
GUAUAAAUUCAGCCCUGAGUAUCAGUUAGACAUCACGUUCUGGCAGUGAGCACCAGAUCCACAGCUUGUGCCUUUUGCUGUGUUGGGAUUUGGAACGGGCAUCGGUUCCCACUCUUAUUAUCAACUCCAUAUCGGACCUGACCAGUCAGAAUGUCUCAGACUACGAAAAGCACCACUCAGGAAAAGGGCACUCCACCCACUGGUACAGCUCCUGCUCCGGGUUCCAAGAGCUUGAAGACCAGGGAACCUGCAGCGGGCAACUUCAAGAUCUACAUCUAUGAGCAGGAGAAUUUCCAGGGCAGGUUCAUGGAAUUUUCCACUGAGUGCAUGAACCUGUGCGAUCGCAACUUCGAUCGAGUUGGCAGUGUCCGUGUGGAGUGUGGACCCUGGGUUGCCUUUGAACAAUCUAAUUUCCGUGGAGAGAUGUUCAUCUUGGAGAAAGGAGAGUAUCCACGCUGGGAUUCCUGGUCCAACAGCUACAGGAGUGAUCGCUUCAUGUCCUUCCGACCAAUCUGCAUGGAUAACCAGGAGCACAAAAUCUGCCUGUUUGAACUAACGGAAUUCCAAGGAAAUAAGAUGGAGAUCACUGAGGAUGACAUCCCAAGCCUGUGGGCGUAUGGUUUCUGUGACCGUGUGGGCAGUGUGAGAGUUCCCAGCGGCACUUGGGUUGGUUAUCAGUACCCUGGAUACAGAGGGUACCAGUACCUGUUUGAGAUGGGAGAGUACAGACACUGGAAUGACUGGUGUGCCCAGCAGCCCCAGAUGCAGUCCAUCCGCCGUCUGAGAGACAUGCAGUGGCAUCAGAAGGGCUCCUUCCAGUUCACCGCCCCCAAGUGAGGAAACCCUCAGAGCUCCACAAGCCGAUGGUGAAGCCGAUGAUGAAGCCGAUGGUGAAGCCGAUGUCACUCAUUAACAUUUGACGGGAUCAUUUACCUGGAAGGAUCCAAUUAUUGUUUUUAACUCACUC